Molecule: messenger RNA, 1306 nt
Organism: Tinamus guttatus (white-throated tinamou)
Lineage: Eukaryota; Metazoa; Chordata; Aves; Tinamiformes; Tinamidae
Source: RefSeq, a predicted model, not a curated record
AUGAAAGGUGAGCACUUUGGAACCACUGAAGCCACAGAAGCUUUUUUUGCAAUGACCAGAUUGUUUCAAUCUAAUGAUCAAACCCUUAGAAGAAUGUGUUACCUUACAAUCAAAGAGAUGGCCAAUAUCUCUGAAGACGUCAUCAUUGUCACCAGCAGUUUGACCAAAGACAUGACAGGGAAGGAAGACGUGUACCGAGGCCCAGCCAUCAGAGCUCUCUGCAGGAUCACCGAUGGUACAAUGUUACAAGCCAUUGAGAGAUACAUGAAGCAAGCCAUUGUGGACAAAGUCCCCAGCGUGUCCAGUUCUGCACUGGUGUCUUCCUUACAUAUGAUGAAGAUCAGUUACGACGUUGUAAAACGGUGGAUCAACGAGGCUCAAGAAGCAGCUUCUAGUGACAACAUUAUGGUACAGUAUCAUGCCCUGGGGCUGCUCUACCACCUUAGAAAAAAUGAUCGCCUCGCAGUUUCCAAGAUGCUGAAUAAGUUCACAAAAUCUGGCCUGAAAUCCCAGUUUGCCUAUUGCAUGCUGAUCCGAAUUGCAAGCAAGCUCUUGAAAGAAUCCGAAGAGGGACACGACAGCCCCUUGUUUGAUUUCAUUGAGAGCUGCCUGCGGAACAAGCACGAGAUGGUUAUUUAUGAAGCCGCCUCCGCGAUCAUCCAUCUUCCCAACUGCACGGCGAGGGAGCUGGCACCUGCUGUUUCAGUGCUGCAGCUUUUCUGUAGUUCUCCCAAACCUGUAUUGAGAUACGCAGCUGUACGGACCCUUAAUAAAGUGGCCAUGAAGCAUCCGUCUGCCGUAACCGCCUGCAACCUGGACCUGGAAAACCUCAUCACGGACUCCAACCGCAGCAUUGCCACUCUCGCCAUCACCACCCUGCUCAAGACAGGGAGUGAGAGCAGUGUAGACAGGCUCAUGAAACAGAUCUCUUCCUUCGUCUCAGAAAUAUCAGAUGAGUUUAAGGUGUGGCAUUGGAGGCCUCUGCUCUUUCCAGAGACCAGAGCAGUGCUGCAGUCUGGGCUCUUCCAGGCUGAGCGAGUGUCCUUGUCCUUCCCUUCCUAGGGUGGCUUUGAGUACAAGCGAGCCAUCGUGGACUGCAUCAUCAGCAUCAUCGAGGAGAAUCCUGAGAGCAAGGAGUCGGGCUUGGCCCACCUCUGCGAGUUCAUCGAGGACUGCGAACACACCGUCCUGGCCACCAAGAUCCUGCACCUGCUGGGCAAGGAGGGCCCGAGGACUCCGUCGCCCUCCAAGUACAUCCGCUUCAUCUUCAACAGGGUGGUGCUGGAGAACGAGGCCGUGAGAGCUG